CUUUUGGAUCCAAAAAUGACUCUAGACUUCUUCCUAUAUUCGGGGUCCAGUGUGUGUAUGGUUGAUGGCUCAGUAUUUCUACUUCCACAAAGAAUGACUAAACAUCACGAGCCGCCGCCACCAUACGAGCACACCCCCAAAAUGCCGUCUCAUACCAGUGUUUCGUCAUCCGGACAACCACAUGUAACACAAGUCACCGUGAACACAGCAGCAGCAACUGGUGGAACUUGCCCAGUGUGCCACGCGGGAAAAUUUGAAUCUGCGUUUACGGUGUGUGGCUGGCUUUGCUGCAUUUUUUGUUUCCCGUGUGGAAUUAUCUGCUGUCUCUGCAUGCGCAAGAAAAAGUGUAGCCACUGUGGUUUCUCAGUUUCGUAGCAAACGGAAACUCCAACAAAAAUCUACCCGUACAUAUUUUAUCCAGUUUCUACUAGUUUAAGCAUUCUGAUUAAUUUUAGUUUGUUGCAGUAUUUUUCGAUAUAAGUUGCAUCUUGUCUGAGAAAAGUAUGCGUUUAAAAGAGUAAGAACAUGUUUUGUGUUAUAAUUUCUAUCAUGUACUCAUAGAAUUAAAUGUUUACAAUUA
This is a messenger RNA of Zophobas morio, 580 nucleotides long. RefSeq names its product membrane protein BRI3-like. The record is from RefSeq and is a predicted model, not a curated record. The transcript has 3 exons. Bases 16 to 375 code for a protein of 119 amino acids. Lineage: Eukaryota; Metazoa; Arthropoda; Insecta; Coleoptera; Tenebrionidae.